Messenger RNA from Drosophila yakuba, 3217 nucleotides. Its product is annotated as probable basic-leucine zipper transcription factor O. Gene Ontology annotation, molecular function: chitin binding. The record is from RefSeq and is a predicted model, not a curated record. NCBI's taxonomy places the organism in Eukaryota, Metazoa, Arthropoda, Insecta, Diptera, Drosophilidae. Gene Ontology annotation, cellular component: extracellular region. The transcript is spliced from 3 exons.
ACUUGUACCAAUACUUGCAAAAUAUAUAUAAAUAUUACCAAAUUUCAAUAUUAACUACAUGAUUGCGACGUUUUUUGUUAUGAUAAAAUAUGUUACAAUUUUUGUUAUUUGGCAUCGGUCAAUUAGGUAUUUUUCUCGACGAAGCCAAUCGAGUUCGUUGCCUAAGUCUUUCGAUUAUCGGCCGCUAAUGAGCGAAAAUUUCGCACUAAGCGUGACAAUUAAAUGGAGUCGCUAUGGAGAUGGCCAAGUGACAUCACAAUCACAAAUAAGCCGAAAUUUGCACUAAUUUUUCGCUGCUUUGCAACAGAGCCAGGCAAACGUCAACAAACCGCGAAAGCAAAACAAAAGCCGACCGCGCUUUUUUUGUGUAGGGCAUCCAAAAAAAAAUCCCCCGCACUCAUGAAUGAGAGAAUAACUGCGAUUUGAAGAGCCGACCAGCCGAGCGAGGCAUCAAUAGACACGAUGAUUUAGUUUUUCCAGCCUCGUCUCUGCGAUGAUGUUGCUCUUUGGCAAUUCCAGCGAUGACGAGGUGGAUUUAGCCGCUGGCAGCCUCGCUCAUCUGCAGAGAGUCCGCGGAGCCAGCGCUCUGCUCUUGAGUAUAAAACUAAAAUUGAUGCGAAUUUUUUUACAACUUUUGCAUCAACUUCAAACGCGGCAACACGUGCAGAGCCCCAGCGCUUGCUCCUCCGUUCGAAACGAAGUGAGUCCGAUUCCAUACGAUACGAUACGGCUCGAUCGGAUCUGUAAUAAAUUGCGGCGUGUGUUUUAUUAGCGCGGCAAAGUGCGUGGCAUUUAAAUAGUGUUGGGCGUUGAGCAAUCGAUUGCGCAAAUUAGUUUUCAAGAGGGGCCGCAAAUGAAAAAACAUCCUUAAGAACGGAUAAACAGAAUUCAGCCCUUGCAGCACUCAGUUUCUGUAUAAAACUAUUGUAGUUCUAAAGGAUAAGGCGCCUUAAUUAAAAACUGUUUGAAUAUGGUGUUAUUUUUGAUAAGGAAGUGUCUUAAGAAGACUAAGCAUAAAGAAGGAAGCAUAUAAGGAAUGACAUUCAAAUAAAGUGUUUAUAGGUCUAGAAAUGUGCAAGUUAUAAGAGGUUUAAUAAAACUUUGCACCUUGACUAUCGCAUCUAGUGGAUUACUGACCUGAAAGCUUUAACUGCUAUAUUUUUUAACUACAGAUAAAUGUUGAUAACUAAAAUGUUACCUAAAUGUUAGAUACUUUUCAAUUAAAAUGUGCGUACAAAGUACAUCUCUUUAACAACUAAAACCUAAGUUUUCAUUAAUUUUUAAUGCGUUUUAAUGGUGAUUAGAUUGAAAGGACAGCCCCUUUAUGUUCUUCCAUAAAAAGCGUGUACUGAAAUAAGCAAAUUACGACGAACAAUGUGUUAAACAAGAAUCCAACGCAAUAUCGUUAACCCCGACUUAAGCGACUCGAGUUACUAUCAAUUAAGAUCCAUUAGAAGCACACAAUCCGCGGGCACAAAAAGUGAAUGCAACCGGCAGCAGCUGCAACAUCGCCGUCAGCAAUACUUGAUUGUCCAUUAGCAAUUGCGGUUGCCUCCUCUCGUCCGACUAUAGAAAACAUUUAGAUAUAAAAUCUAAUUAUAUGCCGCAUAAGCCAAGAAGGAGAAGAUGUUUCCUUUCUAAAAAAUUCCGACAAAAAUUAUGCUGCGCGCACAAAAUAAAUAACAUCAACCCACUCGACUCGUUUUGUAUCGAUUUUCGUUUUGUAUCUUUUAGAUAGGAAAAAAUCACAUUUAAAUUACGGAUUACCAAAAGAAAAAUUUACAAAAAAAAAACAAAACACCAAAAGCCAAAAAAGCAACAGACAUCAUGGCAGCCACAACAACAGCAGCGAACAAAUUACCGCAGCAGCAACACAGACGGCAGCAGCAUCUUCAGUGGAGCGCCUGCAUUAUGAUAGUCGUGUUCGGACUGUUUUCAAUGCUGGCAGGGAACUGUGUCAAUGGGCAAAUCGAUGGCUACACUGCUGGCGAGGAUUACCCCGCCUACGACUCCGUGCCAAAGGGUCUAGCAUUCAAUUGCCAGGGUCGCCAGCCGGGUUACUAUGCGGAUACAGAGACGCGUUGUCAGGUCUGGCACUGGUGCCUCCACUCGGGCCAUCAGUACUCCUUCCUCUGUCCCAAUGGAACCGUAUUCAACCAGGCGGUCAGGGUCUGCGACUGGUGGUCGAAUGUGAACUGCGAGGGAUCGGAGCAACUCUACCAGAACAACGACGAACUGUAUCGCAUCCCAGAGCGCCAGCAGCAGCAGAAUGAAGUAUGAUAUGAGGCCGAUGAUGAGUAUAAGAUUGGGACAGCAAACGGAACCAGACAGCGCGGCGGAAGACAGCGGCAAUUUCAAAAGCAACAGCACCAACAGCAGCAGCAGCAACUGCAACAGCAGCAACAGCAACAUCAAGCAAUCAACAGCAACACGGCAAUCGGCGGAAUCAACAGCAGCAAUAGAAUCGUAGAUAGCAGCAACUACAGUAAAAUGACCAAAAAUAGCUUUAGAGGUAGCAUGAGAUUUACCACACCAAGUACCAAUCCUCAAUCGUCAUACUCAUCAUCACAGCAGCAGCAGCAACAGCAACAGCAACACAAGCAACAUCAGAAGCAACACAAUUCUAGUAAAAAUAGCGAAAGAAAAUCAAAGCCUAGUAGCGUUAACCAUAGAGAUAGGGAAAGCAACCAAACUAGAUCUAGGAACCGCACUCACAAUACCCCUCAAUCCGGCAAGAAGAACAACAGCAACAGCAACAGCUCAAGAGGCAAACAGCGAUAUAAUACGAAUAAGUUCGAAAACGACGCGGAGCUCAAGGAUUACAAGAGCAAGAUCAAGAACAAAUACAAUAUCGAUUAUGAUCAUUCUUUGGAUGAAGAAUAUGAAAUAAUCGAGGCCAUCGAAUGAGUGAACAUAGCUUUAUACUCGUUGUUCUCGAUGUUGUUGUCACACAAAUGCGACCCCAAAUUGGCGAACUUCCAUCUGAAUGUUUUGAAUGUUUUGAAUGUUACCCAAAAUUUACCCGUUGUAUAUAUGUUAAAGCAUAAUCACAUACCCUUCAUUGUUAAAUACACACAACCCCUUUCAUUUAAAUUUGUAAAGAAAAGUAUUGCUUGUGUUGUGCACAAAAGCAAAAUAAAAAUACAUCUUAAAAAGUAACUGAUUUUUUGUUCAGUGGUUUUCAAUCAAGUUUAAAGUUUUGGUGUAAAGCAGUUCA